AUUCUGAUCUUCACUGUAAAUAUAGCCUGUCUGCAGACCUGAUGCAAAUCAAAUAAUUUGCAUUAGCUAGAAACGGCUGAUAUAUAUAACGUUUGUUCAGGCAAGACUCAAUCAAUAAAACAGGAGAAACAGGUGGAACGGACUAUCAUCGUGCUGGGAGAAUGCUGUUCAAAGUUCUUCUUAUAUUCUGUGCUUUGCUCUGUUGUGCGAAGGCCAAAGUACGCUGUCCAAAAAUUAAACACUCUUCACCUUAUAACCAUGUUGUUGAAGUGGGAAACAUUGCUCGUCUGAAAUGCGAUUUCUUGAGGUGGGAUUCAUCCUGGAGUUUUAGCUGGUACAAAGACGGCAAGAUUAUUGCUGGAAAAAAGAUGUAUUAUGGUAGAGUGAAGUCGAGGUUUAGGCAAAAAAGAGGCGCGGUGUCUCUCUUGAGGAUUAAACCUGUAUGGGUGCAGGACAGUGGAAUCUACGAAUGUGUGGCUAGAAGUCGAUACUGCAUUGUUGGGAAACGACUUCGCUUGACUGUCUCGGGUUCUUCCAAGUUCGGCGGGAUAAAAGGGGAAGGAGCACCGUGGUUCACAAAGCUGAUGCCAGCACGUCAGUUCAUCGUCUGGCAAGCGCCAUAUGAUAUAACUUUGCGUUGCCCAUCUGAUGGAGAACCACCCUUGAAGUAUCAAUGGCUGAAGGACGGGAAAGCCGUAACAUACCGUCGCUUAGACCCAAAGGUUGAUUCUACAAAGUGGCAUUUGAGAAUCAAAACAGCCGUUCCAUCCGACAAUGGUUUGUACAAAUGUAUCGUGUCAAAUAGACUGGGAAAUAUAUCAAAUGAUUUUAAGUUGGUUGUACAAGAAAAGGGACCAUUACGUCCAGUGUUGUCCAAUCGUUUCCCCGUCAACAAAACUGUUCGUAUUGGCGACAACGUGACAUUUCAAUGUAUAGAGCUCUUUAGCCCGAUGUUGACUGACUAUCGUUGGCUUCACUGGAAGAAACUGCCUCCUAGUUACCCGGAGUUGAACCUUGCAGAAAUACCUUCCGCCAAUUCCUCGUAUUAUACAUUGAUUAAUCAUCGACAUUAUAAAGCGUUUGACGUCGAAGAAAAGGACGGAAAAUACGGGGGGAGAGUUCAUAUAAAUAAUGUUACAAAAAAAGACGAAGGAAUGUACACUUGUUUGAUCACAAAUAGUGUUGGCCAAGGUUCAAGGAAUGCGUUCUUAAGAGUUGUAGAUUCAGAAAUUUCAAAACCACUGGAGAGCGAUGAUGAAACAGAAAAACGUGGUAGCAGGAAGAUGGCUUGCUCUGUCUUGAUCACAACAGCAAGGCCUGAAUUCAACCGAGGCAAACAAUACAGAAACCUUACCAUUACUUUGAAAUCUGUGAGACCAGACGACGCCAACGCGUAUGCAUGUAAUGUGUCAGAUCGCUACGACUCUAUAAACAUGACCGUCAUGACGUCUGAACAAAAUGGAAUCGAAAGAAGCAAACCCAUUCUGGAAGAUUUUCGUAACGUGAAAGCGAUCAAGGGAGAGAGUGUGUCGUUGACCUGCAAGGCGUUCACCAUGAACAGGCCAAAGUUGAUUUGGUUUAAAUUCGACAAAAUCUUAAAACAGUAUAAAUUGGUCCUGGAAGGAGAUCGCGUUAAAUUUGAAGCCGUUGAGGACAGAAGCAUGGGAUGGUAUGGCGAGAGACUUCGUUUAUUGAGCGUUUCGAGUCAAGACUCCACGGAAUAUUUGUGCAUGGGCAUUAAUAUCAUCGGGUCAAAUACUCAAUCGUUGAUGGUCAAGGUUUUGCCAAAGAAAAGCGAAGAAAAUAUAGGUUAAUCAAGCAGAAAUAUCUGAUGGCCGCGUGAUGUCUGGAUUAAUGCUGACGAAUUUUGGUAUGUCCUUUAACAGUUGAUUAACGUGAACAUGACUUAUUGUAAUUGCGAACAUGUGGUUUAAUUUGACUCUAUAAUCUUGUUAUCAAAGUAUAGCUGUAUUUUCAUGAUGAUUUUUGAUGAAAUGUCAAAUGUUUGAAUGUCAUAUCUUAUCGUUUUGAAAUGAUAUUUUUAUGUAUGUACAGUAAUCACCGGCUAACA
Messenger RNA from Dendronephthya gigantea, 2071 nucleotides. Its product is annotated as fibroblast growth factor receptor 3-like. The coding region runs from base 162 to 1814 and encodes 550 amino acids. Gene Ontology annotation, biological process: dendrite self-avoidance; axon guidance; homophilic cell-cell adhesion. Gene Ontology annotation, molecular function: cell-cell adhesion mediator activity. NCBI's taxonomy places the organism in Eukaryota, Metazoa, Cnidaria, Anthozoa, Malacalcyonacea, Nephtheidae. Gene Ontology annotation, cellular component: axon; plasma membrane. The transcript has 10 exons. The record is from RefSeq and is a predicted model, not a curated record.